CGCUCCCAUUGGCCAUUACAGCGCCUUCAGUCUCCAAAGGAUGCACCGCUGCUGACGUCGAAGUCUCUUCCGUCUCCAUGCCAGGGUCGCACUCUCACCGCCAAUUGGGCAUCCUGUCCGUGGCUCUCAUCACCUACUUCAACGUCAGUGGCGGUCCAUGGGGUAGUGAGCCCGUUCUCGCCGCGUGCGGGCCGUUCGUGGGCAUCCUGGCUGUCCUGCUCUUCCCUUGGGUCUGGUGUCUGCCGCUUGCACUCACAUUCGCUGAGCUUUUCACUGCAUUCCCGACCGACGGUAGUUUCUGCAAAUGGGUGGGCGUCGCGUUCGGUCGACCCAUGGGUUUCCACGUGGGUUAUUGGAGCUGGGUGUCAGGGGGUAUGUUGUUACUGUUUCAAUUGGGACCUUGGAGCUGUCAGUGAUUUAAUUCCUUGAUGACUGCAGUAAUCGACAAUGCCAUCUAUCCGUGUCUGAUCGUGGACACGCUAUUGGCUUUAGUACUGGGGGACAAGGACGCUCUAAACGGAGAGAAUGGGGUCGCCUGGAGUGUCUUCGUUAUGCGUGCAGUGUUCGCUGUGCUCUUCAUGUUACCAACUCUCAGAAGUAUCAAGGUAGUGGGACACACACUACUGGUCUUGGGAGUUAUGAUCUUCCUGCCCUUUGCAGUACUCAUCGUAUACGCCAUGCCACUGAUUGAACCGGCAAAUUGGUUCGUCAUCCGACAAGACCGUGAUUGGGGACGGCUGUUGAGUGCUUUGUACUGGAAUUACAGCGGCUUCGAUGCAGCUGGAGCGUAUGCUGGAGAGAUUCAGUCUCCCAAGACAACAUAUCCCAAAGCCAUGGUGCUCACUGUGGUAAUGAUCGCGUUCACGUAUAUCAUCCCGUUCAUUGCCAUUGCAGGUGCAGACAUGCCUCACUACACGACAUGGGACGACGGGUCCUACUCUGUUAUCGCACAGAUGAUCGGCGGAACGUGGCUGUGCAUCUGGGUGUUGAUCUCGUCUGUGUUCGGUAACCUCGGACUGUACGUCGCUGAGAUGGCCAAGGACGGAUUCCAACUGGCUGGAAUGGCUGAUUCUGGCCUUGCACCUCCCUAUUUCGCUCAACGCCAUCCGGACACCGGUGUGCCUCGACGAGCCAUCUUGUUGGCAUUUUUCAUCAUUGUAUUCAUGGGUAUGUUCGAUUUCGACACGAUUUUGGGGAUAGACAACUUCCUCUCCGCUCUCUCGUCUCUAGUGGAAAUGAGUGCUGCAGUUCGAAUGCGCUUCUCCCACCCUGAAAUCGAACGACCAUAUCGUGUGAACUUGUCGGACAAAUCUCUGGUUAUGGCAAUGAUGUUGCCGUUCACACUUGGAAUCUUCAUCAUGAUGAACGAGCUGACCAAGUCCUGGACCAGCUUCUUGCUUAAUGUGAUCGCGCUCACGCUCGGCUAUCUGAUCCAGAAGUACAUCGAACGCCACCCGUAUCACAAAUACGCGGAGAUCAUCGGAGCACCGCUGCAUCUCACCGAUCUAUCCGAGGACCUGUAAGCGUGGGCAACUUAAUAGACAAUAAAACAGUUCAAUAUUUGUGCCUAAAAGAAUUAAAAAGAAUGGAUUUUCUAGGUUAA
Phytophthora nicotianae INRA-310 is the source of this 1603-nucleotide messenger RNA. RefSeq lists its product as hypothetical. The transcript is spliced from 4 exons. Gene Ontology annotation, molecular function: transmembrane transporter activity. The record is from RefSeq and is a predicted model, not a curated record. Gene Ontology annotation, cellular component: membrane. Gene Ontology annotation, biological process: transmembrane transport. The coding region runs from base 429 to 1523 and encodes 364 amino acids. Lineage: Eukaryota; Oomycota; Peronosporomycetes; Peronosporales; Peronosporaceae.